UUUACCGACCAUGUUCAAGUUGCUAGUGCUGUGCGCGUUCGUUGCCGGUGGUGCGAUGGCCAUCGGCACCGUGUCGGAGACGCGUCCCAACGCCCGUAUCAGCGGUGGUGAGCUGACCGAUCCACGAGCCGUUCCGUUCAUCGUCGGCAUACUCAUAUCCGGCUCGUCUUCCCAUUCGUUCUGUGCUGGUAUUUUGAUUUCUCCCCGUCACGUUCUCACCACCGCAAGCUGUGUGUCCAACCGACCGACGCUAACCGUACUACUCGGUGCAUCGGAUAUGACCCGCAUCCAGCAGUUCAUCGGUGUCGCGAACAUACUAAUCCAUCCCAACUACAGCUCGCUGUUCAACCGGGACGAUCUGGCCAUCCUGACGAUGGACCGUGACACACCGCUGAACGAGUACAUCCAGAUAGCGAACCUUCCCCGCUGGUCCCACAUGGGCAACACGUUCAACGGCUUCGGCACGACGAUCAGCGGCUGGGGCAAUACGGGCAACCGGGACAAUGAGCCAAUCCCGACGCCAAACCUGCAGUCCAUCCGGACGCCCGUCAUCAGCAACACGGUGUGCGGCAUUUCGCACAACUUUAUCCGGGAUGAUCAUAUCUGUACCUCGGGCGACAUCGGAGGUCCUUGCAAUGGUGAUGACGGAGGCCCGGUAACGAUAACGGAGGCAGGCCAACCGAUCGUUAUCGGUAUGCAUUCGUUCCACUACAGCGGACUGUUCGGGUGCGAUCGUGGCCGGUCCGCCGUUCAUGUGCGUCUCAGCAGCUAUCUGAGCUGGAUUGAAGCCAACUCGGACGCGGUAAUCAGGCCGUGAUUGGGGUGGAUUUAAGACCCCCCCCAAAACUCGACGAUACUGUGGCCUCGACUUGUCUACGUGGGGGGUGGGAAGAGCGCACGACCUACGUACGUCAUUGGCAAGGCUUAAUCCUUUAUCUUAUCCGGUGCGAGGGUGGUAAUAAAUCGAAUGAAAAUAGCAAAUAAUUUGCGCA
Molecule: messenger RNA, 992 nt
Organism: Anopheles arabiensis
Lineage: Eukaryota; Metazoa; Arthropoda; Insecta; Diptera; Culicidae
Product: chymotrypsin-like
Exons: 3
Coding region: 11-817 (268 amino acids)
Biological process (GO): proteolysis
Molecular function (GO): serine-type endopeptidase activity
Source: RefSeq, a predicted model, not a curated record